AUGAGCUUAGUUAUUUUAUAUGGAACGCAAACAGGUGUAGCUGAACAGUUCGCUUUUUAUGUUGCGCGUUUAGCUCUUAAGCGAGGAAUUCCAAAGGUGCGUUGUUUGCCCGCAGAUGAAAUUCCUGUGCAAAGAUGGUACGACCUGGCGUAUGAAGAUGGCGAAAAACCCUAUUCCUGUGUACUUUUUAUGGUCUCAAAUUCAAACCAAGGGGAUGCCCCGGAGAGCUUUAGAAAGUCCUGGAUUCGUUUGCUUUCCGAGUCCGAGGCCUCCCUAAAGUUGCGCAGUCUUCGCUACGCGGUUUUUGGAUUGGGGGAUUCGAUCUAUGCAAAGUUCAAUUAUACUGCAAAGAUGCUACACAACCGGCUGCAGCGGCUAAACUGCGAGCCUUUGCUGCUCCGCGGCCUCGGCGAUGAAAGUGAUGCUAGAGGGAUCAAUGAAAUUCUCUUGCCCUGGCUGAUCCCGCUAUGGACUGCCCUGGGCUGCACAAUUUCACCAGGGGAAGUCAGCGAAACCCCCUUGGAUGGUCCCGCAUUUCCGCUGUACAAGGUUACUCAAGUUUUAACUCAGGAGGUGGUGCGAGGGGAGGAUUUGGGUGAGGAGGGUGAACCUAUCGCCUCUUCACCUGAAGACAACAUUUUUUACCAUUCUCUGCCAUUGAUGUCACCUGAUUCUACCUUCACGUGCGAAGUAGCUUCGAAUCAGCGCCUGACCGCUGCCGAUCACUUCCAGUCGGUUCACCACAUUGAGUUAAUCCCCCAUCUGCCCGCUUCUCAUACUGUAGCGGAAGGUGGCCUUUCUUAUGAAGUUGGGGAUGCCUUAGGGAUUUAUUCCCCUAACCGCCCUGUCCUCGUGGAGGAGAUGCUUCACCGACUGAGGCUAACAGGGGAUGAAGUGCUCCUUAUCACUCCUGAUGCUAGUCACGGCCUGAUUGAGCAAACUACUCGCACCUUUUUCAAUCGACCUAUGACAAGCCACACCUUGCUCACGUACUACGUGGAUCUGGAUGCAGUUGUGAAGCAUGAGUUUUUCUGGAUGAUGUCGUUUUUCGUCGAGAAACGUCUUGCAUUGGAUAAACGAGACAACACUCCGAGCUGUUUGGAUAUAAAAAAGUCGUGGAAUGGGAAUGCAAAAUCAAACAACCAGGCGAAAAGCGAGGACGCUGAAGAAGUAGAAGAGGUGCGGGAGCGUCUCUUGGAGUUGGCUAACCCGUUAUACAUUGAUGGGUAUCUACAAUAUGCCCACCGGGAGAAGCGCAACAUCUGUGAGGUACUGCAUGACUUUAAUAUGCCGAACUCCACGACAUCUAUCAAUCCCCCGUUGGCGUAUGUCUUGUCGUUUUUGACACCUAUGCAUCCACGUUAUUUUUCGUUGUCUUCAUCGCCUGCGAUGGAUGGACGAUAUAGACUAAGCUUAACAGUCGCUCAACUCGCUUGGCAGACGCCCAUGAAGCGCCAACGCACGGGUUUAUGCAGCACCUAUCUCGCACAGGCGAAUGUUGGCGAUAAAUUAAUGUGUGUUUUAUGGCAUGGUACACUUUCAACUUCACCGGUUCCUCAUCCACUCCUUUGCAUUGCCACUGGCACCGGGAUCGCACCUAUCAGAAGCUUAAUUCGACAAUGCGCCGCUGCAGAUGGAUUGGGGUGGGUCGAUACACCGAUUUACCUUUUUUUCGGUUGCCGGAACGAAGCCAAGGACUUUUUAUAUAAAGAAGAAUGGAAAGAACUGCGGGAAUCGGGCAAACUUCGUGAGCUGCAUGUUAUUCCAGCCUUCUCGCGUGAUACCGCGAAGAAGUUUUACGUGCAGCAUCAGUUAGGGCAGCAUGCUAGACGCGUGAAUACUCUUCUUCUUCACGAAGAGGCGAUUGUGUACGUCUGCGGUAAUGCCAAGCAGAUGCCAAAGGAUGUGCAGUCAACCUUAGAGAAUAUCAUCGCGACAUGUAGUUUCGAUGGGGAUGCUUUGGCGGCUGCGCAAAAAAUAAGGCAAAUUUCAAAAUUGGGGCGCUACCAAGUGGAUACGUGGUCGGCUUGA
This is a messenger RNA of Phytomonas sp. Hart1, 2031 nucleotides long. The record is from the annotation of a GenBank genome assembly. Lineage: Eukaryota; Euglenozoa; Kinetoplastea; Trypanosomatida; Trypanosomatidae.